Messenger RNA from Hyaloscypha bicolor E, 880 nucleotides. RefSeq lists its product as uncharacterized. Bases 135 to 734 code for a protein of 199 amino acids. The record is from RefSeq and is a predicted model, not a curated record. The transcript is spliced from 3 exons. Lineage: Eukaryota; Fungi; Ascomycota; Leotiomycetes; Helotiales; Hyaloscyphaceae.
CCUAAACAUAGAUUGCCAACGGCGCGACAUAAAUGACAAGAUCAUAACGAGAAUCAUUGAGGAAUCCAUACUCCACUUCAUAACACACAUCGUUCCUCCUUUCCACAAUAAAGCAUCGAGAAACGGUCCCAACAAUGGCAACGCCAUAUAUUUCUGUGACGGAUACUUCAACAUUUAUCACAACAGAACCUGAAACAAGAUAUGAUAAUGGCCACCCGAAUUCACCGUGGAGGAGAAUCGCAAUUAUUCCCAUAUGGUCGUGGGAGUUGGGUUUCCUAGCAGUUAACACCAUAAUCACAGGCAUGCUGAUUGGCAUCACCGAGAGUGGAAGUGGACCUGGGAAGAAUGAAGUACAGCCUUGGACAGUCCUCAACAUCGUUUUUGCGUUAAUCGCUUUAGGCAUGACCUGCGGAGAAGUCAUGGUCUUCGUAUACCACGAGCUGACUCCGAAAUUCUUCCUGAUCUCCACUGUUGCGAAAAUGGUCGUUGGAAUUAUACCUAUAGGAUUCCAGAUCUAUGUCGCGCAAACACCAUGGGUACACCAAUCAAACACACCCAAUAUCGCGUAUCUUUACACCGCAUUUGGGUUUAGCAUUGCAGAAUAUAUUGGCUACAUUGCUGCGCUGGUAUAUGGGAUAUACGUGUUCAAGAACGUGAGGAAUCACAUGGAGGGGCUUUACAGCAGUUAUUCGGCGGACUCGGAGAGGACACGAUUAACCUACUCAUAUACGUGAGCAGCAUUGCCCAGACCGCGGGCACGACAGCUGUAUAUAUUUGGCGGGAAUAUAAAUAGAAGGAGAUAAAUUAUACCCAGGGCGCAAAGGCGAACCCGAACAUCAAAAACAUUCUCUCCGCAUGAGCGAAGGCUGCUGGAUCUGGC